GGCCCCGCAAUGUGCGCGCCGCGCCGGCGCGGCGGGGAGGAGAGAGAGGGGGUCUGGAGGGGCGCGGAGCCACGCGCCGGCGGCCAUGUGGCGCUUUCCGGCCCAGAGGCUUGUCCCGGCGGUGAGGGGCUGGCGCGGCUUCUCAGUCUGCAAGUCAUGGGCUCUCCGGAGAUUUUCCCUUCAGCCUGCCCAGCAGAAGAAGAUUCCAAACCGAUAUUUGGGUCAGCCCAGCCCCUUCACACACCCACACCUUCUCAAACCAGGGGAGGUAACUCCAGGACUGUCACAGGUGGAAUAUGCUCUUCGCCGACACAAACUGAUGGCGCUGAUCCAGAAGGAGGCCCGCGGCCAGGAUGGACUGGACCACACAGUGAUUCUGCUAUCCAACCCUACUUACUACAUGAGCAAUGACAUCCCCUACGUUUUCCACCAGGACACUAACUUUCUGUACCUCUGCGGGUUUCAGGAGCCUGACAGCAUCCUGGUGCUGCAGAGCCUUCCAGGCAAAGCGCUGCCCUCCCACAAGGCCAUCCUUUUUGUGCCUCGGAGAGAUCCCAGCCGAGAGCUGUGGGAUGGGCCCCGAUCAGGCACAGAUGGGGCAGUUGCUCUCACAGGAGUCGAUGAAGCUUACACUAUUGAGGAGUUCAGGCACUUGGUAACCAAACUGAAAGGUGAGUCAAGUGUGAUUUGGUACGACUUGACCAAGCCAGUGCAUACACAGCUGCACUCUGACUACCUGCAGCCCCUGGCUGAGAUAAAAGCUCGGAGCAAAAACCACAUCCAGGGCAUCCGACACCUAGUACAAAACCUUCGGCUGAUCAAAUCUCCUGCAGAAAUUGAAAGGAUGAAGAUUGCUGGACAGGUGACAGCGGAGGCUUUCAUAGAGACAAUGUUUGCCAGCAAAUCCCCAGUGGAUGAAGCCUUUCUGUAUGCAAAGUUUGAAUUCGAGUGCCGAGCUCGCGGUGCCGACAUGCUGGCCUACCCUCCUGUUGUUGCUGGUGGCAACAGAUCCAACACCUUGCACUACGUUAAGAACAAUCAGCUCAUCAAGGAUGGUGAGCUGGUCUUGCUAGAUGGUGGAUGCGAGUCUUCCUGCUAUGUAAGUGACAUCACACGUACCUGGCCCGUCAAUGGAAGAUUCACAGAACCUCAAGCAGAAUUAUACCAGGCUGUCCUGGAUAUCCAAAAGUCUUGCCUGAGCCUCUGCUCCCCAGGUGUCAGUCUAGAGCAUAUGUACAGCCUCAUGCUGAGCCUUAUUGGACAGAAACUGAAAGAGCUGGGAGUCCUAAAGAGCAGCAUCACUGAGAGCCACUUCUUCAAGGCUGUUCGAAAGUAUUGCCCACAUCACGUGGGCCAUUACUUGGGCAUGGAUGUACAUGAUACCCCAGAUAUGUCCCGAUCGCUCCCACUUCAGCCAGGCAUGGUGAUAACCAUUGAACCAGGCAUUUACAUCCCUGAGGAUGACAUGAGCGCCCCAGAGAGGUUCCGUGGCAUCGGUGUGCGCAUUGAGGAUGACGUUGUGAUAACAGAGGAUGCACCGCUCAUCUUGUCUGCUGACUGUCCCAAAGAGAUUGACCACAUCGAGCAGAUCUGUGGCCGCAGCUCAUGAUGCCUCUUCCUGCCUCUUGCACCCUCCUCAGGAGACAAGGUCCUCCAGGAAUGCAGCCCCCUGUAACUGACUGUAGUUGUCAAGCGAUGGGUGGUGUGGACUGUUGAUGGCUGCUUCGAGACUGUGGGGCUGGGAGGCAGAAUGGAAAUAGCUCAGGCAGUGAGGACUGAAAAGCAAAGCCCUCUCUUUGCCUGCCCCCUCUACACAUGCGCGGCUGCCUCUGCUGAGAGUCAGAGCCCUGUUGUUUACCCUUUAGCAAUAGUUUCAUGAUGGACAGAUUUUAAAAGUGAAACUUGAGAAGAAUGCCAUUUUGGAGGAAUAAGCUGUGUCAGACAACUUUGGUUUCUCUGGAGCCCUGGAAGGAAGCAAUUUGACAGUCAGGAAGAUUGGUCCUGGGAGGUGUAAUUUUAACUGAAGUCUGUGCAGAGAAGAUUUCUGGCAUCCUAAGGGUAAGGAUGUGUUUAGGCAUUAUUCAAGCAGAUGCCAAAUAGGCCAACAGCAGGGGAAGAAGGCCUCAUCUGCCCUUUCAGCAUAUGAAGGGCUUGGUAAUCGUAAAAGGGACUAAUAGAGCUCAGGACGGUUGGACAUACCCAUUCUCACUGCCUUCCACAUUCCUUUGUUUUUUUGUCCCAAACCUCCCUUGCAGUCUCCUAUUUUCAACAGCUCUCUACCCUGGGAAGCAGGGCCAUGCUGGGUUUCACUGGUGACCUCCUGGUUGUUGUCUACAUGUGAGCUGUCCAGCAAGGGCAAAACAGUGUCUGGGGCACUCUCAGCACCUUUCUGGUUUUGCUGUAGCCAUCAAUAGUUUCAGCAAUGCAUUUUUGAAGAGUCUGCAGGAUGGUGAGUUGGAGGUCUUUAUAGGGCUUUUGCAGAGUAAUUUUCCUUUUCAAAACACUGGGCAUGAUCACAGCUGCCUUUUGGUUUGUGCCAAGUGCAAUCGGUUACUAAUGUUCUGUGAUAGUAUUUUUGAGGAAGCUGCAAAUACAAUUUUUGGCUGAGAUGGAUUAGGAGUGAAGAGUUGAGUCCUCUCUCAACAUCAGCCUGCUACCCCAGCCAUGGGGUAUGCAGUAGUAAAUAUACUUACUGGAAGCAAACAAGGUUUGUUAUUUACUGAAGGUAUUUUGACAAUCGACUUUUUAUUUAACAUAUGUGAAAAAUGCCUCUCAUUAGUGCAUCUGUUGUUGUUUAUGCUUGCUUUUGCUUCACAUCAUCUUUUUUCCUCUCUGAUUUUAAGUUCCUGUCUUUUUCUCAGUUACUGCCAGCUUUCCUUCUUAUUAUCCUGCUGUAUUGUCUCUUUUUGGCCCAUCAUAAUGUCAGUGCUUCCUAAUCCCUGAUCUUCUUGCUAAUCAGUGUCAUUGGCUCUCCCCCUGGUUGCCCUAGUUCCUGAUAGUGGAUGUUGUCAGAAGCACGUGGGGAAGGUAGUAAAGAUUUUUUGUUUGUUUUUAAACUCAGUGUUUCGUUUUGCUUAGUGAAAGCCAAACAUGCUCUCGCUCUGGGUGUUGUGCAUCUCCCAUUGCAUUUAAUGGGAGAUGAGUGCAUGCACCAGCGUGUGAAUUUGGCACUUGAAAGGUAGCCAAAACAUGCUUUUUUUUUUUUUUUUUUUUAAAGCAUAAUAAAAAGUAAAUGCUCUUACAGAGUUUAAUGUAUCAGUUUAUGCCUAAUUAAGAGAAUCUGCUGGAAGUCUUGGUACUGUAACACAUGCACAUCUAAGAGAAUCGGUGUAAACUGUUGGAAGGAAGGCUCAUUAAGUAUGAACACACAGAAAUGGUUAUCUUUGAUGUUCUUUGGGUCUGUAACACAUUAUUUGUUGUUCCAAUUACACGUAUUAGAGCCAUAUCAACCAGAACAAAUCUUGGAUUUUGGAACAAUGUAAACAGCUUAAAAUAACAUUAUCCUGAGAACUACACAUGUGUGCUGAACUGGAUAUCUGCCUCUGUAACUAAUUGCAGAGGUAAUGAUUGUACUUACUGUAAAUAAGCCUUUGAAAUGCAUACAAAAAGAGUUAUUUUUAAAAUAAAACAAUUUGUAGAAAGUCA
Rhea pennata is the source of this 3645-nucleotide messenger RNA. RefSeq names its product X-prolyl aminopeptidase 3 (gene XPNPEP3). The transcript is spliced from 10 exons. NCBI's taxonomy places the organism in Eukaryota, Metazoa, Chordata, Aves, Rheiformes, Rheidae. Gene Ontology annotation, biological process: proteolysis. The record is from RefSeq and is a predicted model, not a curated record. Bases 86 to 1609 code for a protein of 507 amino acids. Gene Ontology annotation, cellular component: mitochondrion. Gene Ontology annotation, molecular function: metalloaminopeptidase activity; manganese ion binding.